AUGGCUAUAGUGGAAGAUAUCACGAACGAGGAUGAGCAGAUUCCAAAUGGCUCAAGCUCGAAAGAGGAGCUCAUCAAGACUCUCGAGAAGCUUUCGGCGGAAUUGAUAGUGCCCAAAGAGCUCGUUCCUGGAUUCAUGACCAGUCCAGAUCAAGACGCUCUAUAUCGGUACCAAUUCACAGCUCUUAGAGUACUAGACCAGAUACGAGAUAAGAUCCAAGCUGAAGAGGUCUUUUGGAAGGAGGUAGAUCAGGAGACGCAAUUGAGGGUUAUGCAGAAUGUAUUAAGGUUAUAUGGUGAAGAAGAUCCUUGGUGUUCUCCUCCAAUCCGUGAAACUGUACAAAACAUCGUUGAAACCCUUUCAAGUUCUAUACCAAUAUUGAUUCUUCCUACUUUACGACCCUAUUUCUCCUCUCAUCCCCACCUUUCCUCAAAUUCACGAGCACUAUCUCGACCUUCUGGAGGAAUCAUCGAGUCCAGUAUCGACUUACAUGAUGUUCAACCAUUCAAAGAACCUUCUUCGUGGGGAAUAUCCAACCUACUUGUCUAUUCAACGGAAAGAUUGUCCAACGAAGAAGUGGAGAGAUAUAUAGGAUUGAUCUUACCUCCCACUUUAGUAUUGAUGGAUGACUGGGAACCUUUGUAUCGAUCAAGAGGUGCCAAGAUAUUAGAUUCAUGGAUCCACAAAUUAGAUUAUUCAUUGAUGAAAAGGAUGGGAAUUGAUAAGUUAUUAUUGGAUUCAUUGAUUCAUACAAUAUCAUUAAAUCAUAAUCCACCUUUAAAAGGUAUAUUGCAAAUCACCUUGAAUCUGAUAGAUAAAUGUCAUCCUAAAACAUCUAAAUCAGUAAAUGACACCACAAAAAAGGGACAAGGAGAGAAUAGGAUGAAGAGAUAUGGUGAAAUAAUCGACAAAGGUAUUGUACAAGGUUGGAUAUAUUCUCCAUCGGGUUUAGAAGGAAGAUCCGUUUUAAUCAAUAUCGCUUCGAUGUUGGAGAAACUGUGUGAUGUAUUAGGUGUGGGUAUUAUAAGAUGGUUAAAGACCAUAAUUCCACAAUUACUUCAACCAUUACAAUAUCCUCCAACGACAGUAGUAUUACCUCAUUACGAAGCGAAUCUCUCCUGUCUGUUAUGCGUGAUGAAGACUAUACGUGAAACAGGAAGGAUCGAUAGAUGGAGAGGUGAGAUAUUGAAUAUCCUAUGUAGAUUGUGGGUUCAAUUGAAAGAAAGGUCAGGUUUGGAAGAUGAGAGUGAAAGGAAUAAUGUGUCGAUAGAACAUGAGAAUCAAGUGAAAUCCCUCGUCAAACAGAUUUUCCAUGAAUUAGCCGAACAAGUAUCCUCCGUCAAACAAGUUGAAUACCCCAGAUUGAUCAAGUUGUCACCUGGGAUAUUUGAAGACCUCAUUCCGAAAAGUGCCAGUGAACCAAGAUCAGAAUCGUGA
Messenger RNA from Kwoniella shivajii, 1437 nucleotides. RefSeq lists its product as uncharacterized. The record is from RefSeq and is a predicted model, not a curated record. Lineage: Eukaryota; Fungi; Basidiomycota; Tremellomycetes; Tremellales; Cryptococcaceae. The transcript has 5 exons. Gene Ontology annotation, cellular component: TTT Hsp90 cochaperone complex; nucleus; cytosol. Bases 1 to 1437 code for a protein of 478 amino acids.